Nymphalis io (European peacock) is the source of this 562-nucleotide messenger RNA. Its product is annotated as allergen Tha p 1-like. The coding region runs from base 123 to 485 and encodes 120 amino acids. The transcript has 3 exons. NCBI's taxonomy places the organism in Eukaryota, Metazoa, Arthropoda, Insecta, Lepidoptera, Nymphalidae. The record is from RefSeq and is a predicted model, not a curated record.
UUUAAUAUGUAAAUAGCCUUGUCGGAUCACAGGAAUAUGUAUAUAAAAGGUAAUCUUACACUUAAGAAACACUUGUCUUUGUAUUCCCCGUGAACUAGGACUCUCGAGAUAAUAAAAGAAACAUGAAGUGUGUAAUAGUGCUGUCUGCAUUAUUGUUUAUCGCUGCUGCCGAAUUAUACAGCAGUGAAAAUGACGAUUUGGAUAUUGAAGCGGUAGUUGGCGAUCCUGACACCCUCAAGGUGUUCCUCGAUUGUUUCAUCGAUAAAGGCACCUGCAACGAAAAAACGAGGGACUUUAAGAAAGACAUACCAGAAGCAGUUGUCGAAGGUUGUGCCAAAUGUACUGCAGCUCAGAAGCAUAUCUUCAAACGUUUCCUUGAAGUACUGAAGCUGAAAAACCCAGAAGGCUAUCAAGCAUUCAAACUAAAGUAUGACGUUGAAGACAAAUAUUUUGCUGCAUUGGAAUCAGCUAUUGCAAAUGCUUAAAACUUCUCUGAUACAAUUUUAACCGAUUAAAAUGAUUUUGAUUUAAAUAUAAAAAUAAAUAAUAAUUUUCUAAUUUU